Dendrobium catenatum is the source of this 1363-nucleotide messenger RNA. Its product is annotated as dihydrolipoyl dehydrogenase, mitochondrial-like. The coding region runs from base 64 to 1221 and encodes 385 amino acids. Lineage: Eukaryota; Viridiplantae; Streptophyta; Magnoliopsida; Asparagales; Orchidaceae. The transcript has 3 exons. Gene Ontology annotation, cellular component: oxoglutarate dehydrogenase complex; mitochondrion. The record is from RefSeq and is a predicted model, not a curated record. Gene Ontology annotation, molecular function: flavin adenine dinucleotide binding; dihydrolipoyl dehydrogenase (NADH) activity.
UUAACCGGUCUGGCAUUUUUUUCCCAUCAAGAGUGGAAGAGCGCAUAUCAGAGAAGACAAAAAAUGGCUAUGGCGAGUUUAGCCAGGCGAAGAGCGAGCAGCCUCCUUCUCCGGUCGGCGGAGCUUGGUCGAUUUUCUGCGGCAUGGAGAGGAUUUGCGGCAGCGGCGGAGGAGAACGAUGUGGUGGUGAUCGGCGGCGGUCCAGGGGGGUACGUGGCUGCUAUCAAGGCUGCGCAGCUAGGGCUUAAGACUACAUGCAUCGAAAAGAGGGGAUCCCUUGGCGGUACCUGCCUUAAUGUCGGCUGCAUCCCUUCUAAGGUAAGUACCUUACUUUCCUCUUAUAUUGGCUUAUUAGGUUUGAAAGGCAAUUUUGAAGCCCCUCUUAGAGUGAUAGGAGUGCGUCUUGGAUCCGAAGUGACUGUUGUUGAGUUUGCACCAGAGAUUGUACCCACCAUGGAUGCCGAGAUACGAAAGCAAUUCCAACGCAUGCUUGAGAAGCAGAAGAUGAAAUUCCUUCUCAAAACAAAAGUUGUAGGGGUUGACACAUCUGGAGAUGGUGUCAAGCUCACACUUGAAACUGCGGAUGGUGGCAAGCAAAGCACACUUGAAGCAGAUGUAGUUCUAGUUUCUGCUGGUAGAAUCCCUUUUACAGAAGGACUCGGCCUAGAACGGAUUGGCAUUCAGACAGACAAGGCUGGAAGGAUCACUGUUGAUAAAAAGUUCACAACUAGUGUUCCUGGAGUUUUCGCCAUUGGGGACGUGAUACCAGGGCCCAUGCUCGCUCAUAAGGCUGAAGAAGAUGGCGUUGCAUGUGUGGAAUUCAUUGCUGGAAAACAAGGCCAUGUUGAUUAUGACUUGGUGCCUGGAGUUGUGUACACUCAUCCAGAGGUGGCUUCUGUAGGUAAAACUGAGGACCAGGUGAAGGCCACCGGAGUUGAUUACCGUGUGGGCAAGUUCCCGUUUUUGGCAAACAGCAGGGCAAAGGCUAUUGAUGAUGCUGAGGGUAUUGUAAAGAUAAUAGCCGAGAAGGAAACCGACAAGAUUCUUGGCGUGCACAUAAUGGCACCAAAUGCUGGGGAACUUAUCCACGAGGCAGUGCUCGCAUUGCAUUACGGAGCUUCAAGCGAAGACAUCGCUCGCACAUGCCAUGCCCAUCCGACAAUGAGCGAGGCAUUGAAGGAGGCGGCCAUGGCUACUUAUGACAGGCCCAUUCAUAUCUAAUGUGUGAGUCUGUUUAUUUCUUUAUCUUGCAAUUGUGUUGAAAUAAUUCUGGGAUUAAGUAACAGGAGACCUCAUUUAAAGUUAUCAUUUCUCUUGCAAUAUUCAUUCGAGAAUGAAAUUUUGUUGGAUCUUUCUCUUCUGC